UCGUGACAUGAGGAAGCCCUAACCCUAGACAUUUCAGCCGCCACUUCAAACUCCUCGGCCGCCAUCUCUCGUAUUCUCGCAUCUCCGAUCAAGAUGAGGCCGCCGCCCGCUUCCAUGCUGUUGAAGCGCCACCAUCACGACCUGCUGCCGACAAUGUCGCGUGCCACCGUGAGUUCCGUCAAGAACCGGGAACAAACCGUUGGGUCGUCUUUGUGCGAGUUACGAGCCACCAGAAUUACUCGUUCGGGAAUCUGUCAACCAGCAGCUGGAGUUUCAUCCGCGGGACUUCAGCAGUGUCAGGUUGAGGCGGUCCUGCUUUUUGUUGAAGACCAACAUACCCAGGACGGACCGGAUAGUCUACAAACCCAAAAGGGUUUCUUUCACUCCGACAACAACGCUCCAAACCCUAAGCAAAAUGACCUUCCUCCUUCAUAUCUCCCUUCCAGUGAUAAUUUUACAUAUGUCGCCAUCUUUCCUAAAAAACGACCAGAGGUGCCCCUGCUUCCAGACAACCGUUGCAGACCGCCGUUCAACGACAUCGUAAGGUCCAAGCACUAUUUCCUGAGAUAG
This is a messenger RNA of Lactuca virosa, 570 nucleotides long. The record is from the annotation of a GenBank genome assembly. NCBI's taxonomy places the organism in Eukaryota, Viridiplantae, Streptophyta, Magnoliopsida, Asterales, Asteraceae.